AUGAUCUAUCUUGAGGGCACACCUGCCUUUGCAGUUACACACUGGUGGGUGCGGGACUCGAACCUGCGGAUCAAUCGUGUCAAGGGGGCGGAGCUUCUGCUCAACGGGCGGCGGCGGGAACCAAUCAGCAGGUGUAGGGGACGGGGCGGUGCCGUGACGUCAGGGCGAGGGCGCCGGUGGUUUUGGCGGGCGGUGCUGAAACUUAGCUCAAACCUUGAGAACAGCACCAUUCAGCAGCAGAGGCAAGAAAUCCAGCUUUUAACUGCAGAACUGAAAGAUCGUGAUAAGGAACUCAGUGACAUGGUUGCAGUGCAUCAGAAACAGAUUCUGGCCUGGGAACGUGAUCGGCAGAAAAUACUGACUUUAGCAGAACGAUGCAAUUUGCUGAACAGUGAGCUGAAGAAGAGAAAUGAAAUCAUAAAAUCACUGACACAACAGAAGUUUAAAGAGAUGUCUCAAAAAGUAACAGAUGCAACUGUUCGCUGUCAGGCUCUGGAGGAGAAAAAUCAAAGUCUCCACUGCUCAGUUUUUGAACUGUCUGCUAAAGCAGGCCAGCUGCAGGCAAGGGAACAGGAGCUUCUUACGAUGCUUAAGCUGAAGGACGCGGCUAUACUUGAAACAACUGAUCAUGUCACUGAGUUUACAUCUAAAUUCAGAAAGCUGGGAAGUGCACUGCAUGCAGCAGAGGUGGAGAAACUCAAUCUCAACAAAAAAGUGCAAGACCUCACACUGAGACUGAAAGAACUGAUACUAGAAAGAAAUAAGCUGGAAGAUGAUCUCUGUGAAAAGAUGAAAGAAAGUAAUAAGCAGGAGGAGGAAAUCAUUCAGCUCAGACAAGAAAAUGGCUACCUGAGGGAUGAGCUCAUGCUUACUGUUGAGAAAGCAAAGAGAAUGGAUCAGCUGCUUCAGUUUGCCAAGUCCAAACAAGCACGGACUAACACUGAGCUAGAAAGCUUGCGGCAGAUCUACCUAAAACAGCAGUGUGACUUGCAAUUUCUUCAUGUCAGUUUGGAGAGCUGUCAGGAAUUAAGGCAAAAGCAUGAAGCAGCAGCUCAUGAAGGGAGUGAUAACUUCAAUAUGAAAAAAGAUGCCAGGUGGAAGCCAGUAUCAGAUCUGGAAUGGCUGGAGAGUUUCAAACCCAUAAAUGGUGAUGGAAGUACAUGGCAUGGAGAAGAUUGCAGCUGUCUCAAGACUGAACAAGAGAUGAAAUGUGUCAGCUCAGAAAGAGGAGACAAUGUGGAUCUGGGUUCUUUUCACUCGGAUUCUAUCUGUUUGACAUCCACCCAGAAAAGAGACAAGUCUCAAACAUGUGAGAAAUUCUCUGAUGAAGACUUCCCUCUGGAGAUCAAUCACCUUUCAGUGACUAAGCCAGCAAGUAGAUGCUGCAGAACUACCACGGACCAAGACACCAGUUCCCCCAUGAGCAAGCUGCAGCGUGCGCUGGCUGAGUAUCGACAGAUGGUUGCUGAUCUGGAGCUUAGCACUCUCCUCCAAGCGACCCCUCACUGCAGUCCUAACAGCAGCAAUGCUGAUAGGACACCAGAACUUGCAGAGGCUCUUCACGGAACCCAGUUAUCUGCUGCAGAAGAAAGGGAUACAUUCUCUUGUCUGUGAUGUUCUGUGAGCAUGAAGGUCUUUGCCCUCCUGCAGUGGCUGAAGAAGUUUCCAGUGCGGAAUUAAUUUUGAGAACUGAAGACCAUCAACCCAUCAGCUGCAAUGGAAAGUUACCUCAUUUUUUUUCCAUGGUUCUUUUGAGUGUUUGAAAGGCUCACAAGUGGCAUAUACUCUGCAGGAGUAUAUUUUAUCUUGAAAUAAAACACAGAAUUAUGCCAAGAGUAACAAAACUAUUUUUAUAGCUGAGAGCUCAGGUUAAAUACUGGCUUGUUUUGAAGAGUCUUAAGUGUGUGGCUGUUACAACAUAGGAACUAUUUUUCUGACUCCUUUUUUUUUUAUGGUGGCUCAGAAAUAUUUAUAGAGUAUGACACAGCCGAGCAUUCCUUGUUUUGUUAGUUCAUUGUUUUUGUUCUGGACUUCUUGCCAUGUAGGGAGAGCUUAAUAAUGUUUAUAGGAAGUUCCCAAUUAGUCUUGUAACCAGGAACUGCCUCUGACAUUGUUGAAAGGGGAAAGCUGGCACCCCAAGUUGGG
Molecule: messenger RNA, 2145 nt
Organism: Dryobates pubescens (Downy woodpecker)
Lineage: Eukaryota; Metazoa; Chordata; Aves; Piciformes; Picidae
Gene: CCDC62
Product: coiled-coil domain containing 62
Exons: 13
Coding region: 1-1614 (537 amino acids)
Source: RefSeq, a predicted model, not a curated record